CUCUGAGAGCUAUCUGUAACAUAACUAAACAUAUUAGAUGACUUCGAGAUACUCUUUACAUCAACAAUGAAAGGAUUAUCCAGCAACCGCAGUCAUCAUCAUGGGAUUACCUGUGAUGCGCCAUGUGACAGUCUGCCACAUCACCCAGACAGGCAGCCAUAUUUGUUAAAUCCAGUGGACCCUCACCCUGCAGAUCAUCCUUAUUAUACUCAGAGGAACUCUUUUCAGGCAGAAUGCAUGGUACCUUAUAAUGAUCAAAUUGCCAGCAGCACAUUUCCUCGGCGACAUUACAGUUCCCACCAUGAACUUAAAGACGAGUGUGCUCUUGUUCCCCAUGGAACAGCUAACAAAACUAAUCGCAUUCCUGCCAAUCUUUUGGACCAGUUUGAAAGGCAGUUGCCUCUUAAUCGUGAUGGCUACCAUACCUUACAAUACAAACGGACUGCCAUGGAACAUCGCAGUGACAGUCCAGGGAGGAUCCGCCACUUAGUUCACUCUGUUCAAAAGCUCUUCACAAAGUCUCAUUCUCUUGAAGGACCAUCAAAGGGAAGUGUCAAUGGUGGCAAAGCAAGCCCCGAGGAGACUCAGACUAUGAGGUAUGGGAAGCGUAGCAAGAGUAAAGAAAGGAGGUCAGACGGCAAGUCCAGAUCCAAUGCACCAGGAUGGUGGAGUUCAGAUGAUAACUUGGACAAUGAUGUUUGCAUUUAUCAUGGUCCCAGUGGAGUUAUGACUAUGGGAAGGUGCCCCGAUCGUUCCACUUCUCAGUACUUUAUGGAAGCCUAUAAUACUGUAAGUCAACAUACUGUGAAGUCAUCCAAAAGCAAUAAUGAUGUCAAAUGCUCUACUUGUGCAAACCUGCCCGUGAAUUUGGAUGCCCAGUUAAUGAAGAAAAGCUCUUGGUCCUCUACAUUGACAGUGAGCAGAGCCCGUGAGGUUUACCAGAAAGCUUCAGUUAAUAUGGAUCAGACACUAGUGAAGUCAGAGGCAUGUCAACAGGAGCGAUCUUGUCAAUACCUUCAGGUUCCCCAGGAUGAAUGGACCGGUUAUGCUCCGCGAGGCAAAGAUGACGAGAUUCCAUGCCGGCGGAUGCGCAGUGGCAGUUACAUUAAAGCAAUGGGGGACGAUGAUAGCGGGGACUCAGACACCAGCCCGAAGCUAUCACCAAAGAUCGCAGCACGAAGGGAGAGCUAUCUCAAGGCCACUCAGCCCUCACUUACGGAACUCACCACCCUCAAGAUAUCCAGCGAACACUCUCCGAAACUUCAAAUCCGGAGCCACAGUUACUUGAGGGCAGUGAGUGAAGUCUCAAUCAAUAGAAGUUUGGACAGUCUGGACCCUGCAAGUCUGUUAACUUCUCCUAAAUUCCGUUCCCGGAAUGAGAGCUACAUGAGAGCCAUGAGCACGAUUAGUCAGGUGAGUGAGAUGGAAGUAAAUGGUCAGUUUGAAUCAGUCUGCGAGUCAGUGUUCAGCGAACUAGAGUCUCAGGCCGUAGAGGCCCUGGAUCUGCCAAUGCCAGGCUGCUUCCGCAUGAGGAGCCACAGCUAUGUGAGAGCAAUUGAGAAGGGCUGUUCCCAAGAUGAUGAAUGCGUGUCGCUGAGGUCCUCAUCUCCCCCACGCACGGCCACCACAGUGAGGACCAUCCAGAGCAGUACUGUGUCAUCCUGCAUUACCACGUAUAAGAAGACACCACCUCCUGUUCCACCAAGAACCACCACAAAACCGUUUAUUUCCAUCACAGCCCAAAGCAGCACAGAGUCUGCCCAAGAUGCAUACAUGGAUGGGCAGGGACAAAGGGGUGAUAUCAUCAGUCAGUCUGGACUUAGUAACUCUACAGAAAGCUUGGACAGUAUGAAGGCCCUAACUGCUGCUAUUGAGGCUGCUAAUGCACAGAUCCAUGGCCCUGCAAGUCAGCAUGUAGGCAACAAUAAUGCAACUGUCACCACAACCACCACCAUUGCCACUGUUGGUGUAGAAGACAGAAAGAAGGAUCACUUCAAGAAAAACAGAUGUUUAUCCAUUGGAAUACAGGUUGAUGACGCUGAAGAAUCCACCAAACCAGGUGAAAAUAAAGCAACCAGUAAGUUCCAAUCCAUAGGUGUUCAAGUAGAGGAGGAGAAGUCCUUCCGCAGGUUUACUCGAUCUAAUAGUGUAACAGCAGCUGUGCAAGCAGACCUGGACUUCCAUGAGAAUUUUGAAAUAUCAGUGGACCCUCAGGAAGACAAUACAUGCACUGGGCAAAUAUCAAGACAAUAUUCCCGAGAUGCAAGCACCUCCACUGUUAGCAUACAGGGUUCAGGAAACCAUUAUCAUGCAUGUGCAGUAGAUGACGACUUUGAUACAGAUUUUGAUCCUUCAAUUUUACCUCCUCCGGAUCCCUGGAUUGAUUCUAUAACUGAAGAUCCUCUGGAGGCUGUUCAAAGGUCAGUUUGUCACAGAGAUGGGCACUGGUUUCUGAAGCUUCUUCAAGCAGAAAGAGAUCGUAUGGAGGGCUGGUGCCAACAGAUGGAGAGAGAAGAACAGGAAAACAACUUACCUGAGGACAUUCUAGGGAAAAUUCGAACUGCAGUGGGCAGUGCACAGCUUCUUAUGGCCCAGAAAUUUUACCAGUUCAGAGAACUGUGUGAAGAAAAUCUGAAUCCUAAUGCACAUCCAAGGCCGACCUCCCAGGAUUUAGCAGGGUUUUGGGAUAUGCUCCAGUUGUCCAUAGAAAAUAUUAGUAUGAAAUUUGAUGAACUUCAUCAGUUAAAGGCCAAUAAUUGGAAACAGAUGGAUCCUCAUGACAAGAAGGAGAGAAGGGUCCCUCCUCCAGUGCCAAAGAAGCCAGCGAAAGGUCAGGUGCCACUCAUACGGGAACGUUCUCUGGAAAGCUCACAGCGUCAAGAGGCCCGGAAACGGCUGAUGGCUGCCAAACGAGCCACAUCUAUCCGCCAGAAUUCCGCCACUGAGAGCGCUGAAAGCAUUGAGAUUUACAUCCCCGAAGCCCAGACAAGGCUAUGAAGGGAUCCCACCAGGAGGACUCUCACUGGCAAGACAAGUCUCUUGUAUAAUCUGCUCCUGUAGGUCCCUAUUCAGAGCCACCAUUAAGAAUUUGUAUUCCCCUCUUUCUUUCUUUCUCUCUCUCUCUCUCCCUCUACAAUGAUCCCAAUUAAUUCCACUUUUGUGGUGUAGUUGUCGAUCCUCCAAGAGAUGUCCUCUAAUAACUGUUGCUUUCUAAAGGUUUGCCCAUGUCAUUAUGAUGCUUUGUCACAUGUAUUGAUGCUGCCACCUUGCCUCAUGUAAGAGAGUACAAUCCUCCUUUCUAUUUAAGAAAUAAAUACAGAACUCACAGACACACAUACACACACACCUGUAUAGUAAAUACACCAUUUAACUCAUUCAUGAUCUUUAGUUUAUCUAAAGUUAGUAUGUUACCUGGUGUACAGCAAUAUAAAACUAUAGAGUAUUUUGGAAAUUCAGUAACACAGGGUGAUCCUUUGGGACUCUGCUGUCUUCCUCAUUAAAGAUUAAAGGAGCUAUGGCUCGGAUUCCCUUCUUUUUAUUACUAUUAUUUUUUAAGCAGAUGGCGCACUUUAUUCUAAACCUCAGAAUCAUAUCUCACCUGAAUUUAAGAUGUCACAAAGGGCGAGGUAGGGGGAGAGAUAGCUGUGGUGUGGUGCAAAGGAGGGAGAGGUAAAUCCUGCAGGUGAGAUUGUGAGGGACAGAAAAGAUCCUGUCAAAAGAUACCUGCACACUCUCACAGCUGCACAAACUGCCUCAUUUGUUUUUCGUCAAUCACUACUUAAACAUUUUGAUCAGCAGAAGAUUGUAAAUUUGAUCUUCCAGGGAAAUCAUCUAUUUUGAAAGGCAAUAAAAAGGCAAAAGGAAAGGAGAUAAGAAGAAAUGAUCAUUGAAGAUAAUAUAAAAAGGGACUUUUUUGUCAAAGUAUUAAG
Gopherus flavomarginatus (Mexican gopher tortoise) is the source of this 3929-nucleotide messenger RNA. It is a transcript of the gene DLGAP1, whose product is annotated as DLG associated protein 1. NCBI's taxonomy places the organism in Eukaryota, Metazoa, Chordata, Testudines, Testudinidae. The transcript has 10 exons. Gene Ontology annotation, biological process: signaling. Gene Ontology annotation, cellular component: postsynaptic specialization; glutamatergic synapse. Gene Ontology annotation, molecular function: molecular adaptor activity. The record is from RefSeq and is a predicted model, not a curated record. The coding region runs from base 67 to 2997 and encodes 976 amino acids.